CUCUGCUUGUACUUGAACUAAGUAAAGCAUACUCCAUUUCAGUCUCAUCCCACUAAGCUCAGCCAGAGCGUCAGUCGUUAACUUGCUGUGUAGGUGUAGUCGCAGGAGUGAAGGUCAGAGUGCGCAUCGAUGGCUAAGAAGGUGGUGGAGAGCAGCGACGAGUCGGACGGUGGAAACUCCAGCGCCUCGGGGUCCGUCAGCUCUCGCUCAGGCUCUGGAUCAGGAUCAGGCAGCGACUCAGGCAGCGGCAGUGGCUCAGACUCUGGCAGUGGCUCGGGAUCAGGCAGCGGCUCAGGCUCGGGUUCUGGAUCUGGAUCUGAUUCCGGCUCAGGAUCAGGUUCCGGCAGUGGAUCUGGCUCAGGCUCAGGCUCGGGAUCAGAAGCUUCCGUCUCUGAUUCGCCCAAGAAGAAGCUCAAGAAACGACGCUCACCCGCCCCCAAGAAGCCAAAGGCUCCCGCGAAGAGCAAGAGCCGCAAUAGUAACAAGGCGAUUAAGAAGGAGGCGCAGGCAAAGGCCAAGGCUGAAGCAGAGGCGGAGGCCGAUGACGAAGGAGAAGCAGGAGGCAGGAAGCGACGCGGCAAGCUCCAGAUCAAGGAAGAGGACGAGGAAGAAGAGGAUGACGACGCGGACGUGGCUGGACUUACGGAAGUCGAGAAGGAGAAGCGCUUGCUGGAGAAAUACGAAGCUAAAGAGCAGCGUAACAAGGAGCGAGAGCUCAAGAAGAGACUCGCGGCCUCCCAGGGCAAAGCGGAGGACGGAUUCUCUGAGGAGGAAGAGCAGGAGGAGCUCCCGACACGACGUGGAGGACGCAGCAAGGAGAGCGAUCGCCGUAAGGAGGCUCUACACAACCUGAAGGCCAAUAAGUCCAGUGACAAGAGCCGCUCGAUCUUGAGCAACAGAUUUGGAGACGACGACAGCUCGGAAGAGGAAGGAGGCAGCAGAAGUGGACGCGACUUGGCUGAGAAGCGACGUCGUCGUAGAGAGCUUCAACGUGGAGGCUCUGGACGACGUCGCAGUCAAGACGAUGAUGACUAUAGCGACGAGGACAGUGAUGGGCGCAAGCCCAAGAAGCCCAAGGCUGCAGAUUUAACCACAACAAAAAAUGCAGAUGAAGAAGAGCUGGCGGCAGCUAUUCGUCCAGAGGAGAACGUGCCUGUGACCUGGGAUCAAGCCAAUCACUACCUGUUGAAGAGGAGAACCUUCUUUGAGAAGCAUUUCUUCGAGCCGUUCUUCGCACAGCUUGUGCGUGGUGUGUAUGUGCGCAUUCCGAUUGAGAUGGUUGAUGGCGAGAUGGUCUACCGCUUCUGUGAAGUCGUGAAUGUCUGCAAAAUGGCGCGUAGCUACACGUUUUGCGGCGAGACGACGAAUACGGGGAUUAUCUGUGCAUUCGGCAAGAGCAAACGCGAGUGGAAGCUGAAUGGCGUGUCGGGUCAUUCGCUGCGUGAGCGUGAGUUCUUGUUGUGGCGAGCUGUGGUGAACAAGGAGCGUCUCCACUUCCCUACGUAUGGUGAAGUGAAGCGCUUGUAUUCGAAGAAGCAGAGGAUGAUCACACAGCACAAUUACACAGACACUGAAGUGGACGAGAUGGUGAGACGUAAGCAGGCCGUGGGUCUGUCCUCUGUGUCGCUUGGUGUGCAGCGCGUGCGCUUGGAGCGUGAUUUGCGUGCUGCACAGGACAUGAAGAACUUCGAGAAGGCUGUGGUACUGGAGGAAAAACUGCAGAAAUUGCUGGCCAAAAACGAGGAGCGAAAGAAGCACAACUCAGACGACGUGCUUCGUAUCAACGAGAUCAAUCGUCGCAACCGCGAGGCCAACAUCCAGCAGGAUCUCAAUGCUCAGCAGUUGAACGAUGCCAUGAACCAGAAGAUGACGAGUGCAGAACGACUGCAGUUCGUACGUGCUAACCAGAUGACCAUGUACAUGUCGAGAGACAAGCUGGAGAAGAAUCUAGCAGAGGGCAAACUGAUCAAGCUCAAUGACGGCCGAGUCAUGACGUCGAACAAGCUGCACGUGGUUGAGGCGCUUCCUGAUGAUCUACUGGACAAGGUCAAGGGCGUCGGUGAGAAGAAGGCUACAGAUAGUCUGGAGAUCGAUAUCGAUCGUCUAUUGGCCAAGCAGCAGGAGCGCAAACAGAAGGACGCCGAGCGUUUAGCGGCCAAACGCAAGGAGCGUGAGGGCCAGGUAGAGUUUGUGGGCACUGCCCCCACGAAUGUACAGGAGAUGGCGAACGCCACCAUCCGUAUCAAGGAUGACGAUGGAUCGUGGAUGACCCUGCGCUCACCCGCCGAGAUCAUGAAGGAGAAGAAGAACAAAACCGUCGUAUCGGACAAGGUCAAGGCCUCUCGCAAGGGCAUCACUGUCAAGGAAUACUUCGACCGUGUCAAGAAGCGACGUGUGGCUCAGUAAGCGCCAAGCUACGCCGCGCUAUUCCAGCCAUACAUGCGAGGAUACGCAACGAAAACCGAACAAAAAAUGCACACUAGAUGAAAGUCGACGUGUUGAACUGCAAAGUUUGCGGGCAGAUCUCCGCUUUAAUGCCCUUUAAUGUGAUGGGCGUACGCGUUGCAACACAUAUAACAUACUCUAUCGUUUACCACGCCUUGACUUGCUCCCAGAGCUUCCGUCGCUCGGCCAGGUGGUUGAUAUGGAACUCUUCGAACCUUCCGACCGUGAUGUUAAAUGGGCAUUCCUGUGGUCGCUUGCCGAAGGCUCCAGGGUAGAGCGCCCACGGCCGCGCCUUCAUAUAAUACACAGGCUCCACAUCUGGCUUGAAGUGUAGAAUGCGAUCGCUGUUGAGGUAGAACAAGGGGACGUUGUCGUCCGGUACCCCGUCUUGGUGGAUCGGGAAGACUUGAGCCAUGUCGCCACACAGCGUCGAGUUCUUGGGACCGCCAUCCUCAACCUUGGUUCCAACAGCUCCGAUGGCGUGGUCCGAGAAAGAAUACUGCGUCUCAGCUAAUUCGUUUGCGUAGAAGAACAAUUCCUUGUCGCCGUAAGACGGAGGUGACGCGAUGUCGUUCUGUGCUACGAACGAGGCCAGGAUGGCUGUCGCGCGAGGCUGACGCUUCUUGUUCCACAUGACCAGAGACGAGUCAACUUGGUGACCUGAUCGAAGGUUGAACGAGUGGCUGCUUAGCAAAAAGUCACUCGGCUCGAAGUUUAGCUUGACGGGCGUCUUGUUUUCCACCGUAGCCUUGGGACGUGCAUGUGUGGGCAGCGGUCUGAAUGGCGUGACGUCAAAGUUGGCGAAGUAUUUCUGCUCCACUGAGAUGUCAGGCUUUUUUGACGCGCGUUCGGCCAUGAACCACCAGUCGUGACUGAUACGGUCGUGCAUCAAGAGAUUUCCCGUGGUCUUGAAUUUCUCCGAGUCGAACAAGACAGUCGGGUUGACAAAGAACGUCGUGUCGGCAUCCAGCAUCAGGAUCUCUUCAAACUGCGAGUAACUAACGGCAAGCGGCUUGAUCAUAAACGACCGGAACUUGGUGCGACAGCCGUCAAUAUCGUCACAGAACACUGGUCGGGAAGCAUUCGUGACACUCUUGGCACUUGCAGCCAACUCGCAGACAUCGUAGGCGCGAAUUUCACCAAGCUCCUUCUUCGUACGGAUCAGUUCCACAGUCUCAGGCUUGAGGUCAGUGCAAUGCGGCACUUCAAUGGGUAAAGUGAUGCCCAUAGCACGCAAUUCGAGGAUUAGCGAGAAGCCGAGGCGAGCAAUAGGCUCGUAAAGCGGCAUCACAAUGCCUCGCUUAAUAGUCAUCCGCUGCGUGAUCUGGCUUAACGUGUACACCAGUUGCCUCUCCAUCAUCUCGGUCGUCCGUUCAAUUUGAUUGUCUUGCUUGCUCUCUCGAGGUGGAUCGGGAGCCACAUCAGCUGAACUCUUGCCUUGCAUCUCGGCGAUCACCUUGCGUAGAACUCCAUCAAUUGCCAAGUUCUGCUCAUCCAAGUUGGCCGGCUUCUCUUUUCCAACGCGAUGCCAAGCGUCCACCGCUUCGUAGAUAUGCUGUCGCCCCGCCAAGUGUCUUUCCUCCUCUGCAGACAGCUUCCCGGCUGUGAUACCAAACGGACACUCCUGCUUCCGCUCCCCAAACGGACCAGGGUAGAAUUCCCACGGCCGUGCCUUCAUGUAGUAUACAGGCUCCGUUUUGGGUCUGAACCACAGUAUCCGGUCACUAUUGAAGUAGAACAGAGGCACAUCAUCAUCUGGCACGCCGUCUUGAUGAAUUGGGAAAACCUGAGCCAUGUCACCACACAGUGUUGAGUUCUUGGGACCGCCAUCAAUGAGCUUGGUACCAACAGCACCAAUAGCGUGAUCAGAGAAGGAAUACUGCGUCUCGGCCAGUUCACUGGCGUAAAAGAAGAACUCCUUGUCACCGUAAGACGGAGGUGCGGGAAUGUCGUUCAGCGCAAUGAAAGACGCCAGGAUCGCAGUAGCACGUGGUUGUCGCUUUUUAUUCCACAACACCAGAGAGGAGUCCACUUGAUGGCCUGCACGGAGAUUGAACGAAUGGCUACUCAGCAGAAAGUCGCUUGGCUCAAAGUUUAACUUGACGGGCGUUUUGUUUUCCACUGUAGCCUUGGGGCGUUCAAGGGUAGACAGCGAUCGGAAUGGCUUGACAUCGAACGUUGCGAAGUAGUUCUGCUCCACCGAUACAUCAGGCUUCCCGGGUACUCGUUCAGCCAUAAACCAAAUCUCAUGACUGAUGCGGUCGUGCAUCAAGAAGUUGCCUGUUUUGUUGUAUUUUUCAGAGUACCAGAGCUUCGCAGGACUCACGAAGAACGUCGUAUCGGCAUCGAUCAUCAUGAUCUCCUCGAAUCUUGAGAACGUCACAGCGAGCGGCUUGAUGAUGAAGCCGCGGAAUUUGGCGUGGCAGUCCUCAAUCUUCUCGCAGAAAACCUUCCGGGACGAGUCCAUGACGCUCGUAGCUCGUUCAGCCUUGGCACAGACGUUGUAGAACCAGAUCGUGCCCAGUUGUUGCUUCGUCUGAUACAUUUUCUGAGCGUCCUCAUCCAGGUC
Molecule: messenger RNA, 5014 nt
Organism: Phytophthora nicotianae INRA-310
Lineage: Eukaryota; Oomycota; Peronosporomycetes; Peronosporales; Peronosporaceae
Exons: 1
Coding region: 130-2406 (758 amino acids)
Cellular component (GO): Cdc73/Paf1 complex
Molecular function (GO): DNA binding; RNA polymerase II C-terminal domain phosphoserine binding
Source: RefSeq, a predicted model, not a curated record